Molecule: messenger RNA, 4736 nt
Organism: Vollenhovia emeryi
Lineage: Eukaryota; Metazoa; Arthropoda; Insecta; Hymenoptera; Formicidae
Gene: step
Product: cytohesin-1
Exons: 6
Coding region: 672-2003 (443 amino acids)
Biological process (GO): regulation of ARF protein signal transduction
Molecular function (GO): guanyl-nucleotide exchange factor activity
Source: RefSeq, a predicted model, not a curated record
UAAUGAUACGCGAGUGUGGUUGUGUGGAAUCAUUCGACAGUGAGUCAUUCGAGCGAAAUUGCCAAAUGUCAGACUCGAUCGGAUCUUUGAUAAUCCCACCAAGGCGUUACACACGGGAGACACUUGUUGGAAGCAUGCGUGUGUACGAUGAUCGCAAACAUUUGUACGGGAGUGUUAAUUGCGGCCGCAGCGAGGCGCCAGCGUGCGGAACGGGUGUUCGCCAGCUCGGGAGAAGCGGCCGCCAGAAGUUGUGAAGUGUCGGAGUUGGAGCUUGGAGCGGUUGGAGCGGCGGACAGCCCGCAGUCGCGUCAGUCGCGUCAGUCGCGUGACGGUGGCCGACGGGGCUGCCAGAGUAGUGUCAUGCGGUUUGCGGCUUGACUUUCUCACCAUUUCUUCGAGAGCGGAUGGGAGAAAGAAAGCCGAAAGAAAGAGAGAGCGUUGUAAUUGGAAGAAACGUAGGAAAAGUGCGUGCGGGUCGUUCCGAUCAUCUCUGUGUGCCCCGCGACCUUUGUACCUCGUCUAUUUCGUCUUCUCUCGUCGGAACGUUCGGCGCGAACCAUGCCGUUUGAUCGCGACGAGGACUGUGGUGAAGACGAGCGUUGGACGCGGUGUCGUUGCACGGCCGGGAAGACAAAAGGUGCAAAGUGAGGAGAGCCGGAGUGCUACCGAGAAUGAUCUUCACCGGCAGAUCGGUGGACGCUCUCGACGAGGUACGAGACUCUAAUAGUGGUGGUGCGGCUGGCACCCAGCCGGAUGGCGGACCGGGCGGACGACGAGACGUCAGCGCCGUCGCUAUCGCGGCCGGAUGGUUCUCCAGUUUGCGGAGACCCGGCAAGAGGAAAAAGAACUGUCAGAAGCAAGCCAAGAGCGCCUGGGACCUCAGCGUCUUGUCCACCACGCAACUGAAAGAUGAAUUGGGCGAGGUUGUGGCGGAAAUGGAGGCGAUGGAGGGCGGCGGACUUACGGCCGACGAGACUAAACCGUCCAACAAGGCUAAACAGAUGUCGAUCGGCCGGAAAAAAUUCAAUAUGGAUCCGAAGAAGGGCAUCGAGUACCUGAUAGAGCACAACCUGUUGACACCGACGCCGGAGGACGUUGCUCAGUUUCUCUACAAGGGCGAGGGCCUCAACAAAACUGCGAUCGGCGACUAUCUCGGCGAACGACACGACUUCAACGAGCGCGUGCUGCGAGCCUUCGUCGAGUUGCACGACUUCACCGAUCUCAUACUGGUACAGGCCCUACGUCAGUUCCUCUGGUCGUUCCGACUGCCCGGGGAAGCGCAGAAGAUCGAUCGCAUGAUGGAGUGUUUCGCUCAAAGGUACUGCCAGCUAAACCCAAAUAUCUUCACCAAUACGGACACUUGCUACGUCCUGAGCUUCGCCAUCAUCAUGUUGAACACUUCGUUGCAUAAUCCGAGCGUUAAGGAUAAGCCCAGCGUAGAUCAAUUCAUUUCGAUGAAUCGAGGGAUUAACAAUGGCGGGGAUCUGCCGCGGGAACUGCUCGUGAGUCUGUACGAGAGCAUCAAAACCGAGCCUUUCAAAAUACCGGAAGACGAUGGCAACGACUUGAUGCACACAUUUUUCAAUCCUGAUAAAGAGGGCUGGUUGUGGAAGCAAGGCGGUCGUUACAAGAGUUGGAAGAGGCGGUGGUUCAUAUUGAAUGACAAUUGUUUAUACUAUUUCGAGUAUACAACGGAUAAGGAACCACGCGGUAUCAUUCCGCUAGAGAAUAUUCAGGUCCGAGAGAUUCAAGACCGGCAUAAACCUCACUGUUUCGAAUUGUAUGCUGCUGGUUCGGAGUUCAUAAAGGCGUGCAAGACUGAUAGCGAGGGAAAGGUCGUCGAAGGAAAACAUACGGUAUAUCGAAUGUCCGCCGCUACCGACGAAGAAAAGGACGAGUGGAUCAAAUGCGUACGACAAAGUAUAUCGCACAAUCCUUUCUACGAUAUGCUGGCAGCACGAAAGAAGAAGGCACAAAAGACAAAUGUACACUCAAAAAGUUAAGCGCUGCCACAAGCCGAGUCUCGAGAGAAACUCGGCCGAUCAGAAGACUGUUUAUUUUCGCGAUCCACGCACGGUAUCGUCGAACACAACCAAAUUACAUGAUGGCGAAAAUCCAUCGAGAAGGAAACAAACGCCGAAAGCGUUGUAGGCCAUGCUGAUUAUCAUGGUAUGGUGCCGUGAUAAUGUGACUGGAAAUAUCGUUGCAGUGAACUACACGAAUGCGGUAUUGAUGUGACAUCGUAGGUCGAGUAUGGAAAAAUGGACGCAACGUAAGAUGGACAUCUAGAUGAAAAUUACAUUAAUGACAGUACGAUAGCGCGUUACUACAACACGAUACCCGAUUGUCAUUAUAUUGAUGUGAAAAGGACCUUUCUAGAGAAGAGGCCUAGCUAUAUAUUUCCAUUAAUUUAAUGGAUACACUGCCUCUAUCUAUAUCCUUUCUACAAACGAGAACGAUUUCGUAUACAUUGCAAGUCUUUACAGUAAAUAAACGAAACUUGAUAGCAUUGAUUCGAUUGACACCAAAAUACAAUACAUGAGCAGAGAAAUACUGGCUUAUAUAACAUUUCAUGUCUUGUCAAAAAGGUCAAUAAUCUCAAGAAUUGUCCCAGUAGUAGCGUAAAAUAGACGCUUUUAACGCCACAUCUAGCAAUAUAUUAUGAGGGCAACUUGUAUAGGAAGCUAUAAGGAGGAAAACGAAAUAUUUCUUAUUUUCCGGCAGCUUUAAGACAGGCUUUAACACUCGUUGAAGCUCUACUCGAUUUCAGGAAGGUAAUAUUUGAGAUAUUUUGUGUAAAAUAUAAGUAAUAUCGUCCUGUAUCGUGUAAAUGAGAGAUAAAUCGUGAUUUCCAAUUAUAUUGAAAAAAGGCUUAAAGCCGAGGACUUGAUAACUUCAUGUGAUAAUUACUCAUGUGUAUUUAUUUUUUAAAUGUGUACAAAAUAAAUUUAAAUAAUACAUUUCCUGCAUGAAAUAACAUUAUUUUCGACUAUUCAUGCUUGUACAAUUUAGGAAUAUAGCAUGAGUAGCCAACUUGUAAUCAUUUUCGUUUCAUUUGAAAGGUUGUGUACAUAGCACAGGGAUGGACGACAGACACACAUACACAUGCAUACACAAACUUUACAGUAUAUCAAAAGUGACUAAUACACGUAAUAAACUCGAAUAAAUAAUGUCUUGAGAUUUGGCGGGAACUUGCAACUCCAUCAGUCUUUACCCAUACCAAGGAAAAGAAAGGAUUUUAUGCAAACAUAAAUGUGUGUGUGUGUGUGUGUGUGUUUGCGUAUAGAUGUGUGUAUUUAUAGAUAUUAAGUUUAUGUUUUACGACAUAGCUCUCUUACGUCACUCUCGAAUAAAAAUAAUAUUAAUAAAUUUCACAUGGAACUAUCAGGGAUUACAUUAUGUUUUGUGAUGGAAUUUGCAAUUCCUUCGCAACUUUAUGUUAUUAUCUUUCUAUAUUCUGAUGCAUAUGCAGAUGAUGAAAGAUUAGUGACAGAGAAGCAGGUGCCUUUGAGAUCGUCAAGCUAGUCAUAUAGCUGAUCAUAUACGAAGGAUUCGAAGGAACACUUUUCUUUGUUAUAUGGAAGAAAAGCCAAAACGCGAAAACAUCGAAAACGCCUUAUACGAUACGUUAGAUUAUGAAACAUUAAAGAGAACAACCGCAAAACUGAGGUUAAUAGGUCGAAAAGUUUUUUAUGUUCUAUUCUCGAAGAGACAUAGACCCUGUCUAUCGCAAUAGAACAAUGUCUAAUUUAUAAUGGAUUUACGAAAGAGAAACGUUUUUUAAUAAUAAUAUUAAAGAUGUGUAAAUUAAACAAAUUGAUUUGUUAAACUUGCUUAUUUUUCUUUUCAUAUACAGAGAGCACUUUCGACACAUCUAAAAGCAAUAUUUUACCGCGAGAUAUGUUUACAUGCCUGCCGAUGUAUUCUAGAGACACUUCUUUCACGGUCUCUGCUUUCCGAUAGCAUGGACCGUAACGUUAUCAGAGAGCCAAUACACGUAUAAUACAGUCGUGAUAAAAAUGGAGUAAUGCAGAAUCAUCUUUUUUCGGUCAUUUAUAAAUUGUGUCUUUUCACGCGAUAUUUGACGAUGUUAUAAUUCUGUUCUGUUUACUUUUCAGAGAUUAGCAAAAUUAAUGAUUAAUUAUUUGUGCUAGUGCAUCAAUAUUUUAUGUAAUUUGCAGAUAGUUUGCAUAAACUAUCUUGCCUUUUCUCUUUGUCAAUAAGAAUGUUGCGUAGGACUAAACAUACGUACAUAUCAUAGAUUUAUCGUUAAAUAUGAUUUCUUGUGUAAAAAUACAUUUCCUGCAGACCUGAUAGGAUUGAAAUUCCGAUGAAACGUGUCGCGAUAAGUCUAUGACGUGUUACUAUGCUUACGAACAUUGUGUGUGUGUACACACCCACACGAAUCACCAUAAAUUACAAACUUCGCUAUGCGAAAUAAAGGGAAAUUAAUUUGUCUUUCCUCGUGAUUAAAUUUUCCUCUGUAUAUUUCGUUGUAAAGUACAAAGAUGUGUAUAUAAGAAAUAUUCAAACUAUGAAUUAGCAAACUAAUUGAUCGAAUUUAAGAAAUUGUAUAAAGAAUUGUACUUUAUUAGCAUACAUAGGAAAUUUGUUGUACAUUUUGUUGUAUAUUACUUGGUAAUUGUCAUUAUACAUAAUUGAUCACAUAUUGUAUUUAGUAAGCGAAUGUGCAGUGUAUUAAUUUAAAUACAAUUAAUAAAUUUAUUUCUAGCAAA